Molecule: messenger RNA, 987 nt
Organism: Adineta steineri
Lineage: Eukaryota; Metazoa; Rotifera; Eurotatoria; Adinetida; Adinetidae
Source: the annotation of a GenBank genome assembly
AUGAUAUGUCAAAAUUUAACAUGUCAAAAUGGCGGUCUAUGUAGUCCGACGGAUGAAUAUAUGUUAUCGAAGAAACGAUUUAUAUGUAUUUGUCGAAAAGGUUAUUUUGGAGAACGAUGUGAAUUAGAGGAUACUAAAAUAAUUUUAUCAUUUGAAAAAUCUAUUAUUGUACCACAAUCAAUAUUCAUUCAUUUUAUUGAAGUUAUGAAUCGUGAUAGACCAGUGCGAUCAACUACAUUUCAAACAAUUCCUGUUCAACAAGAUUUUAUUACAAUAUUUUGGUCAAGACCAUUUCAUAUUGUUUUUAUUGAACUUCUUGAAAAAAACUAUUAUUUAACUUUUGUUAAAAAUAUUUAUAAUCGAUCAACAACAAUUAAUCAAAUGAUAAAACCAUCAGAUCGUUGUAAACAUAUCAAUGAAAUAUUUAAUGAUAGUAUUAUUAAAUUAGAUCUUAUUCGUCGAAUAAAAUAUUAUCAUUUACCAUGUCAAAUGUCUUCAUUAAAUCUUUCUUGUUUUUAUGAUAAUAUUCAUCUUUGUCUAUGUUAUGAUUAUUAUAAACAACGUCUUGCUAAUUGUUUUGAAUUUAAUCAUGAUAUGAUAUUUGAUUGUUCAGGUCAAAAUGAAUGUCAAAAUGGUGGCAAAUGUUUUCAAGAUACUCCACAUUGUCCGACAAGAUCAAUAUGCCUUUGCCCUUCAUGUUUUUUUGGAGCACAGUGUCAAUUUAGUACAAGUGGAUUUGGUUUAUCCCUCGAUGCUAUUUUAGGUUAUCAUAUUAUACCAAAUAUUAGUAUAAAAUAUCAACCAAUUAUUGUAAUAAUAAGUUUAACAUUAACUAUUGUAUUUAUUAUAGCUGGUUUUAUUAAUGGUAUUCUUGCUAUGAUAACAUUUAAAAAUAAAAUGGUACGUGAUGUUGGUAGUGGUCUAUAUUUAUUUAGUUUAUCAAUAACAACUUUAUUUAUAAUAAUUUUAUUUGGAUUAAAAUGUUGA